Macrobrachium nipponense is the source of this 366-nucleotide messenger RNA. RefSeq names its product cilia- and flagella-associated protein 251-like. The record is from RefSeq and is a predicted model, not a curated record. The transcript has 2 exons. NCBI's taxonomy places the organism in Eukaryota, Metazoa, Arthropoda, Malacostraca, Decapoda, Palaemonidae. Bases 1 to 366 code for a protein of 121 amino acids.
AUGUGGAAAGAAGAAGAAGAAGAAGAAGAAGAAGAAGAAGAAGAAGAAGAAGAAGAAGAAGAAGAAGAAGAAGAAGCAGUAAAGGGCGGCGUAAAUGUGCCCAGCAUCGUAGAUUUCACUGACGAGGAAGGAAAUAAGGCAGGAAAUAAGACGCCAAGAGAACCUGCGACACAAAUUGUAAGAGAUGAUCAAGUUGCAGGAACCUUGGAAGAUCUUGGGACAGAAAAAUGGAACAGAGGAAAUAAUCAAAAGAAACGUAAAACGAGGGAAUUGUCAUCGGGAGACACUGAAUGGUCUGACGAGCCUCUUCUAUACGAAGAAGAAGAAGAAGAAGAAGAAGGAGAAGAAGAAGAGGAAGAAAAAUAA